GGCUGUUGCUCAUUGUUGGUGGUCCUCGGUUUUGACGUUUGCGAUCAUCAGUGUAGGGCCGUGUACCUCCGUCCGGGCUUACCGUUGCACGCGUCUUUGUUUGUCGCUUCCCGGCAAAAGCUAGCUCCACGCGGGAUGGUGGCAACCUAACCAUUGGAUGGUUUCACGUGAUGACCCGCCCAGGUACGGACAAAGCCAAACUCAAUUGAUUUCUGUCCAACCUACAGCACACUGACUCCAGACCGCAUCCAUCGCAUCUUUUCCUAUUGUGAAUUGUCUCGACCGCUGAACUCCCAGUCAUGAGACAAAUGUGCGCUUCGUGGGACAGAAUACGAUAGCAACAAUGAAGGAACCAAUUUAACUCACUGGAAUAUCAGCACAAUCAACUUAGUUUUCCUGAAGGCGCCCAUUACCGAAUGCGUGUGGCAUUUGCAGCAUUCGUGGGUGGGCAUUCCAGUGAAUCGAGGCCCAUCCGUCGACAAAAAAACUAUGCGCUCUAGCCCAGGCGGCAAUUAGGUAGGUACCUAGGUAGGUGACUACAGGUAGGACGGUAGGCCAUGAUAUAUCCCGACUGCAACCUACUGUAGGCUCUCCAUGUCCGACUGCUGCAAUUGAUGGAAGAUUUGGGAAUUUCAACGAGGCUUUGCCCCUGUCUCAGUUGGCCCACAGUGACGCAUCCCAAUCCGAUGUUGGGUCCUUCUAUCCAUUUCUUGGCAAUGACUGUUUCCAGCUGAGGAGACUCCCAAUUCUGCUUUCGAACACGACACAACAGCGUAGAAGACGAUCAAACCUCAACAACAUCUACAAAAUGGUUCGCGGAACAGUUCUGGUUACAGGUGGCACGGGCUACAUUGGUUCAUUCACCUCGCUUUCGCUCCUCGAAAAUGAUUACAAUGUCGUAAUCGUCGACAACCUCUACAAUUCCUCUGCUGUCGCUAUCGACCGCAUCGAGCUUAUCUGCGGCAAGCGACCGGCCUUCCACAAUGCCGACAUAACUGACGAGGCCGCGCUCGACAAGGUCUUCGAUGCGCAUCCGGAGAUUGACAGCGUCAUCCACUUUGCCGCCCUCAAGGCCGUUGGCGAGUCGGGCGAGAUCCCGCUCGAGUAUUACCGCGUCAACGUUGGUGGCAGCAUUGCGCUUCUGCGCUCCAUGCAAAAGCACAAUGUGUGCAACAUUGUCUUUUCGUCUUCGGCCACUGUCUACGGCGAUGCGACCCGCGUCCCCAAUAUGAUCCCGAUUCCGGAGCACUGCCCUAUUGGCCCGACCAACACGUACGGCCGGACAAAGUCGACGAUCGAAGAUGUCAUCUCGGACCAUGUCAACGCCCAACGCAACAACCUGAAGAAGGCAGACAAGCCAUUCGAUAUGUGGAACGGCGCUUUGCUGCGCUACUUCAACCCCUGCGGUGCUCACCCGAGUGGCCUCAUGGGCGAGGACCCUCAGGGAGUGCCCUUCAACCUCCUACCGCUGCUCGGUCAGGUUGCGACUGGCCAAAGGGAGAAGCUUCUCGUUUUCGGUGAUGAUUACGCCUCCCGCGACGGCACUGCCAUCCGAGACUACAUUCACGUCCUCGACCUUGCCAAAGGCCACCUCGCAGCUCUCAACUACCUCCGAGACAACAAGCCUGGUGUCAAGGCAUGGAACCUGGGUUCCGGUCGCGGCAGCACCGUAUUUGAGAUGGUCAAGGCCUUCAGCUCUGUCGUAGGUCGCGACCUACCGUACGAGGUCGUACCUCGGCGCCAAGGUGACGUGCUGGACCUCACGGCCAACCCAGCGCUUGCCAACAAGGAGCUCGGUUGGAAGACGGAGCUCCGUAUGGAGGACGCGUGCCAGGACCUGUGGAAAUGGGUCAAGAACAACCCCAAGGGUUACAGGCAGGAUCCUCCCAAGGAGUUCAUUGAAGCGCUCAAGAAAUAAGAGGUAGACUGGAAGCUGUACUGUUUGGACUUUGUCAUGUCUAACUAAUGUUAGCAGCCGUAAUGAUCGGAUAGCGGAGAAUCAAUCAAAGCGGAAAGUUCGAUAGAAUGUCUUGGAAGACGCAUGUCAAUUACUAUCAAAACUAAAAUAUGCCAUAUCCAGGCAAAAUACGCCUC
Molecule: messenger RNA, 2094 nt
Organism: Pyricularia grisea
Lineage: Eukaryota; Fungi; Ascomycota; Sordariomycetes; Magnaporthales; Pyriculariaceae
Exons: 4
Coding region: 809-1918 (369 amino acids)
Biological process (GO): beta-D-galactose catabolic process via UDP-galactose, Leloir pathway
Cellular component (GO): cytosol
Molecular function (GO): UDP-glucose 4-epimerase activity
Source: RefSeq, a predicted model, not a curated record